Molecule: messenger RNA, 922 nt
Organism: Solea senegalensis (Senegalese sole)
Lineage: Eukaryota; Metazoa; Chordata; Actinopteri; Pleuronectiformes; Soleidae
Product: histone H1-like
Exons: 1
Coding region: 57-656 (199 amino acids)
Biological process (GO): nucleosome assembly
Cellular component (GO): nucleosome
Molecular function (GO): structural constituent of chromatin; DNA binding
Source: RefSeq, a predicted model, not a curated record
GCCCCCUACUCAAAUGAAAUCAGUUGACUCUGACUUCUCAUCAGCGAACACUAAACAUGGCAGAAGAAGCACCAGCCCCCGCCGCGGCUCCGGCCAAGGCUCCAGCCAAAGCCCCCAAGAAGAAGGCAAGCAAGCCCGCGAAGGCCGGACCCAACGUCCGCGAGCUGAUCAUCGCAACCGUGACCGCGUCCAAGGAACGCAGCGGCGUGUCUCUGGCAGCCCUGAAGAAGGCUCUGUUCGCCGAAGGAUACGAUGUGGAGAAGAACAACAGCCGCGUGAAGACCGCCGUGAAGGCUCUGGUCGCUAACGGGACUCUGGCUCAGCCCAAGGGAAGCGGAGCCUCCGGUUCUUUCAAGCUGAACAAGCAGAAGGCCGAGCCUAAGGCCGCCAAGCCGGCCAAGAAGGUCGCUCCUAAGGCCAAGAAGCCCGCCGCUAAGAAAGCCGUAGCCGCCAAGAAGGCAAAGCCCGCAGCCAAGAAGCCAGCGGCCGCUAAGAAGUCCCCGAAGAAGGCAAAGAAACCCGCGGCAGCGGCGGCCAAGAAGGCUGCUAAGAGCCCCAAGAAGGUCACCAAGAAAGCCGCUGCUCCCAAGAAGUCUCCCGCCAAGAAGGCGGCGAAGCCCAAAGCAGCGAAGAAGACCGCGGCCAAGAAGAAGUAAACGGUUUCUGACGAAACACCUGCAAAUACAAAGGCUCUUUUAAGAGCCACACAAGUGUUUCUACAAGAGCACAAACACUCUGAACUAUCUGACUGGGGAUUUUCAUUUAAGAUCAUUUAACAACAUAAGCAGUACCUGCUGCACGUGGUGCAUCUGCAUAUAGUCGCUAUAUUUUUAUUAUUUAUCUGUAACAUCUGUGGUCUCAUUUAAUAAUGGGUUAAUAAUUUAAUGAAUACGUCCCACAAUAAAAGUAAAUCACAUUUAAA